Messenger RNA from Glarea lozoyensis ATCC 20868, 2334 nucleotides. RefSeq lists its product as uncharacterized. The transcript is spliced from 2 exons. The record is from RefSeq and is a predicted model, not a curated record. Bases 1 to 2334 code for a protein of 777 amino acids. Gene Ontology annotation, biological process: regulation of DNA-templated transcription. Gene Ontology annotation, molecular function: zinc ion binding; DNA-binding transcription factor activity, RNA polymerase II-specific. Lineage: Eukaryota; Fungi; Ascomycota; Leotiomycetes; Helotiales; Helotiaceae.
AUGACCUCGAAUCUCGACUUCUCCUCAGAGGGUCUGUUGGACCUAAACUUCGACCAACGAGACUCCCGAUAUCCCUUCACGGAAACGAUGGCGUCUCGCGCAACUUGGCCAAUGCCUCUAGAUAUGGCCUCAGGAGCAAGCGAGGAAAGACGCGAAACUUCGCCGGGUCUGAGUACACAUCAGCAGCAAUUCCCACAAACCAGCCAUCACAACUCUCCAACGCUCCUCACAGACUGGCCGAUGCAGCAACAGCAACCUCCUCAGCAGCUUCCGCCCUAUAUCCCAGAGAACUCGCUGGUGGGAACGCAGUUCAAUCCGUUCAGUGGGAACUUUCAGACAUCGCCGCUCGAUUACCAUCUCCCAGCCACCCUGCCUUCGACAACCGGAGCGUUUGAAGCCGGACUCCAGAUGGAGGCACCAUUCAAUGGAUUACCACAGACGAUAGAGCAAGCGGCUAUGUGGGCGAACUGGCAGGAGAUUGAGAGCGCCAUGUAUUCGGCAAACGGGACAGAAGGAAUGAAUAUGGGAGGUCGUCAGAGCCUCGGGAGCAACUCGCCUACGGGGACAUAUCUCGAAGUCCUUUCUCUUCCAAGUUCAAGUAGUGAUAAUGGAUGGACCACUGUAGACACUUUCCACAACAUGGAGGCGUAUCAUCAAGCACAUAAUGCCGCGAUCUUCAACCCGGGCCAGACAUUACAUCUGAGGACCUCCUCGGAUUCAUCACAAUCCGACGGCACCGGACACACGAUAGAAUCAUUCGGUAGUUUCGAAGACAUCGCAUCGUAUCCACCAUUUUCACCAUACUCGCCCGGCUCAGAUGCAUACGUCGAUACCACCAACGUGCAUCGUAAUUGCUAUCACGGAGAAUCUUCGCAUCAGCACAACCACGACAUUGUCAGCCCGGCUGCCGCUGUCGCUCCAGUUCCAAUCAAGAUGUCACCAUCCACCCGCACCACCCCAUCUUCUUCAACAUCAUCACCACCAGCACGAAGAAACUCUGCACCACGUAAGAGUCCAACCGCCAAAGCCACCAAACCUGUCAUUCGCCGAACGUCAAAUGGAAAGAAAGACACCGAGAAGCGUGUCGGUAGACGUCGGGGCCCAUUGUUACCCGAGCAGAGGAAGCAAGCCAGUGAAAUUAGAAAGCUUAGAGCUUGCUUAAGAUGUAAAUUUCUCAAGAAGACCUGUGACAAGGGCGAGCCCUGCACUGGUUGCCAACCUUCUCACGCCAGAUUAUGGCAAGUUCCAUGUACACGUAUCGAUAUUAAGGACAUCGGUUACUUCAUGAAGGAUUGGCGGGCCGACUAUGAACGUCACGUUGGUAGAGGUGUUUCCGUUUACAACAUCAAGGGCUUCGGACCAAAGGAGGAGUUAAUUUGGAUCACUCACGGAUAUGGUUUUGCCAUUCCAAUCAUGGCCCGCGAGGUCUACGUUACAGAUGACAGCUGUUUCCAGGUCGACUGGGUUGAGACUGGUGAUCAUGAUGAACCAUUAGAGUUCGAUACACGCACUGAGAGAAUGUCAGCUGGUUCAGAAGGCAUCUCAACCGAGGCGCUGUCAGAAUAUCUUGAUAAACAUCUUGAUGGGCCUUUCGAAGAGUUUGUUGAUGAAUACUUUGAGGGAACACCAUUCAUCACCGAGAUUCUCAAGACCGCUCAUCGAUACUACAUGAAGGAGAAGGUUUCUGUUGUCCGAAAAGCAUUGAAACUUGUCCUUGCUUACAACUUGACCCUUCAUGUCACCAUGGUUGAGCAACGUGGAGAUGAGCACCCUAUGGAAGGCAUCAUUGAUGACGAGGACUCCAGAUUCAACGGAAAGAUCAUUGCACCUGUCAUGAUCAACUUUCAGAUCAAGUGUGCUCUUGCUGACAUGUGGCGAGAGCUACAAAAGGAGAUCCUCGAAGAGUUAUCGUCUCUCUACUCCAGCGUCUACAGUGGAGACAGACUCAAGAACUGGCCUACCAUCUUCAUGCUUGCCUCCAUCCUCCUCGCCGUCUGGGAAGAGAUGCAAUUCGAUUGCCAUUACCGCGUUCCCGACACCGCUGCUGUCAACAAGUUCUGCAAUGACAUGGAGACUACUCCCGUCGGUGUCAUUGUUGGCUUGUUCCAUGCCAUCUCGCAAAAGCUUCCUUCCUUCACCGAAUGGGAAACCCGCCGACAUGGUCAACUGCUCAACAACAACGUGGCUGUCUGUGAGGCCAUGACCGAAAUGAGAGAGCAUGUCACCAAGCAUGAGGAUUAUCUCAAGACCCGUCCAGAUUCCAAGUUUGACCGAAGAGACUUUGACUCGUUAUCCAACAAGUUCCUUUCCAAACUUGUCAUUCGGGCCAACUAG